Molecule: messenger RNA, 1236 nt
Organism: Ostreococcus lucimarinus CCE9901
Lineage: Eukaryota; Viridiplantae; Chlorophyta; Mamiellophyceae; Mamiellales; Bathycoccaceae
Exons: 1
Coding region: 223-1233 (336 amino acids)
Biological process (GO): Mo-molybdopterin cofactor biosynthetic process
Molecular function (GO): 4 iron, 4 sulfur cluster binding; metal ion binding; GTP 3',8'-cyclase activity
Source: RefSeq, a predicted model, not a curated record
UCGCUCGCGCGCGGCGCGUGGACGCGCCCGGGCGCGCGGCGCGCGAGCGCGACGCUCGCGGCGAUCGCGCGCGGCGAUCAGGGCGUCGAACGCGCGCGCGAGGACGCGGUGAGCGCGCUCGGGACAAAAAGUGCACCGCGGCGAGCGGUGGAGGAACCGACGCGCGCGGGCGAGGGCGCGCGGGCGAGGGCGCGAAUCGAUCCGCGAGUCGCCGCGCGCGCGAUGACGUCGCGAACGGCGAACGUCGCGCCGGAACUCGUGGAUGCGUUCGGGCGAGGGCAUAAUUACCUGCGCAUCAGCUUGACGGAAAAGUGCAACCUGCGGUGCGGGUAUUGCAUGCCCGAGGACGGCGUGGAUUUGACGGCGAAGGAUGAGUUGCUCACCGCGGAUGAGAUCGGGAGGGUGGUUAAAAUAUUUGCCGCGGCUGGGGUGGAUAAAGUGCGGCUCACCGGGGGUGAGCCGACGCUGAGAAAAGAUUUGGAAGACGUGGUGCGACGGGUGAGCGGGACGCCGGGGGUGCGCGAGACGAGCGUCACGACGAACGGAGUGACGCUCGCGAAGCGGUUAGACGCGCUUAGAGCGAACGGAUUGACGCGUUUGAAUGUGUCGCUUGAUACGCUCGUGCCGGCGAAGUUUGAGUUCAUGACGCGGAGGAAAGGGCACGAUCGGGUACUGGCGAGCGUCGACAAGGCGUGCGAACUCGGAUUUCAGAGCGUCAAGGUGAACUGCGUCGUCAUGCGCGGGCAAAACGACGACGAGCUGCUUGAUUUCGUGGCGUUGACGAAAGACAAGCCGAUUAAUGUGAGAUUUAUAGAGUACAUGCCGUUCGACGGCAAUAAGUGGAGCACGAAGAAGAUGGUGUCGUACGCCGAGAUGCGCGCGAGAAUAGAAGAGGCGUACGGCGCGUUGACGCGCGUCGACGACCCGCGCGAGGAAGUCGCGAAGAACUUCACCCUGCCCGGUCACAAAGGUUCGGUGAGCUUCAUCACGAGCAUGACGAACUCAUUCUGCGGCGGAUGUAACCGCUUACGCAUCAUGGCGGACGGUAAUUUGAAGGUUUGUUUAUUCGGCAAUUCAGAGGUGAGCUUGCGAGACGCCAUGCGCUCGGGCGCGUCGGACGACGACAUUUUGCGCGUCAUCGGCGCUGCGGUCAAGCGAAAGAAGGCCGCGCACGCGGGCAUGCACGAGCUCGCGGCGCAGGAUAAUCGCGCGAUGAUCAAGAUAGGGGGUUAGCCU